Molecule: messenger RNA, 2550 nt
Organism: Engraulis encrasicolus (European anchovy)
Lineage: Eukaryota; Metazoa; Chordata; Actinopteri; Clupeiformes; Engraulidae
Product: zinc finger protein 135-like
Exons: 1
Coding region: 129-809 (226 amino acids)
Biological process (GO): regulation of transcription by RNA polymerase II
Molecular function (GO): RNA polymerase II cis-regulatory region sequence-specific DNA binding; DNA-binding transcription factor activity
Source: RefSeq, a predicted model, not a curated record
CAGGAAGAGGAUUGCAAGCGUCAUUUUCUGCCAUCCCCAAAUUCUCCGCCGUCCCAGAGACAGAGGUGGAUAAUGGGAGGCCAUAUAAAUCUCCUGUCUGUGGAGAGGAUUUCUCCAGAAAGUCACCAAUGGACAAGCACCAGCAGGACCUCCACACAGGAGAGACGCCUCAUCUCGAACAAGACCAGCACACACACUCAGGAAAAACACACCACCACCACCACAAAUAUCAUGGCAAAUGUGCUACGAGGGACAAUGCUCUCUCCUCACACCAGCAGAAGAGGCACCAAUGUGGACUGUGUGGGAAGAGUUUCAGGAAAGCAGGAGACCUCACGCGGCACCAGCUCAUACACACAGGAGAGAGACCAUACCAGUGUACAGAAUGCGGAAAAUGUUUUAGAGACUCUGGAAACCUCAAAAAGCACCAGCUCAUUCACACAGGGGAGAAACGCCACCAAUGUGGACAGUGUGGUAAGAGUUUCAGGGAAGCAGGAAAACUCACACGGCAUCAGGUCAUCCACACAGGAGGAGAUAAGCCGUUUCACUGUGGAGAGUGUGGGAAGAGUUUCAGACAUUUAGCAGAUCUCAAAAAGCAUCAGCUCAUCCACACAGGGGAGAAACCACACACAUGUCUACAGUGCGGGAAGUGUUUUACAGAAUCGGGAAACCUAAAAAAGCACCAGCGCACUCACACAGGGGAGAGACCCUACACCUGUGAUCAGUGUGGCCACAGUUUCACACAUGCGAGUACCCUCACGCAUCACAAGCGUAUCCACACAGGAGAGAAGGGCCGCCAAUGUCCAGAAUGAGGCUGAUCUUUUUCUCAGUUGGGGCAAGUAAGAACACGAUUACGCAGUCAUAGGGCAGUCAUGGAUAUAGGGCAGUCAUGGGAAGCGGUUAGGGCAUCAGACUUGUAGCCCAAAGGUUGCCGGUUCGACUCCCGACCCGCCAGGUUGGUGGGCGGAGUAAUUAACCAGUGCACUCCCCCAUCCUCCUCCAUGACUGAGGUACCCUGAGCAUGGUACCAUCCACACACACAUGGGAAAAACUGGACCAACUCACCAGGCAACAAUGUAAAAGCACCAGAAAGGGGGUGCUGUGGCGCAGCACGCUAAGCCCCCCACAUUUGGGCUUGCAUGUCCAAGGGUUGCACCCAGGGUUCGAAUACGGCCCGGGUCAUUCGCCAUCUCUAACCCGCCUCUCUCUCCAUUUUCUUCCUGUCGCUCUUCGCUGUCCUAUAAAGGCGAAAAAAUGCUUUAAAACAAAAAAAGGAAAAGCACCAGAAAGCUCACACGGAAGACAAGCCCGACCUUGAACAAGAUCAAUACAUACACACAGAAAAAAGCCCUCCCACUGAAAACAUCUUGGCAAACAUCUCUUAUGGCCAGAAUAUCUCAAACGACACAAGUUCAUACAUACAGAAGACAGAACUUACCAGUGGAUGCAGCAAAAGUUUUUCCCAGUUAAAAAAUCUCAUGACUUCACUGCAUAACUGGUCCACCUGUCAAUUACCUUACUCUGUGCUGCAUUCAGAGUUGGAUAAACUUUAUGGCAGGGUUUUUACCUCCUGGGUGAGCACAGCGAAUUCAGAAUCAAUUUUAUAAUGGGCCUGUUCUCAACCAUACAGCCAAGACAAGAUGUUAUACUGUAGGUCUUGAAGAGGCUGAUGCAAUGCUCUCAAACUCUCAAACAUCAAACUCUCCUCUAAAGGGGAAAAGAAAUGCAACUUCAAUGUUUGGAGCACCAGAUAAAAUAUAGUGCCUCAACAUCUUGCGGACUUAAGAUUUGGUUCUAGCUGAAUGAAUGCUAAUCAGGGCAAAUUGAUGUCAUGGAGUUGGUCCCAUGCUGAAGCAAAAAUACUGAAUCAGAGCAAGAUAUCGCAAAACACGCCCACUCAAUGCAAAAGCGUGUGCUCAAGUUGGGUCUCCUAAGUGGGCGUUGUCCACUACUUCUUCUUCUCUUUUUGAGGUGUUUGCGCAAGACGUGCGCUACCGCCAUCUACAGCGCUAUGGGGACUUCAUUGAUUCUCAACCUCAGGACUCUGGUCUCCUAAAGGGGCGUUCACCCGACAUAAAGUGGAUACCGGAAAAGAAACAAAAUGACGCUUCUUGUUAGAUCCACCUUCUUUGGGUAAAGGCUACUGUCCCACAGAGCAACAAAAAAAUAUUUUCCCAGUAUGACUUGAGACUUGUGAUGUGGAAUGCAUACCAGAAGACACAUUAUGGACAACAUUGUGGAUAUGCACAAUGAUAUAUGUAGAUAUGAGUAGAUCUGAAUAUGGAAGGACAAGCCCUAUAGUUUUUAUUGCUGAAUAAUAGUGCUUCAUUAUAGUUUUGACCUAACUAAAAAGGAGCUUACCCAAGUUUGUCUUUCAAUGAUUUGUUGGUGUUGUAAGCAUAUGGUGUAAAAAUGUACAAAUCUGUAUGAUCUUUUUUUUCUCUCUUUUUUGUGGGAGUGACAGGAAGAGGACUGCUACUGCCAUUGCCUGCCAUCCCCAAAUUCACAGCCAUCCCAGAGACAGGGGUGGAUAACAGGAGGCCAAAUCAGGGC